AUGAAGAAGGCCUCGUCCUCCGUUCAGAUACAGCCCUCUACUUAUGGAAAUCUGAUCACAAUUCUGAGCAUUGAUGGGGGUGGUAUUAGAGGAAUUAUUCCUGCCACUAUCCUUGAAUAUCUUGAAUAUCAACUUCAGGUGCUUGAUGGCGAGGAUGCUAGACUUGCAGAUUACUUUGAUGUUAUUGCUGGAACAAGCACGGGAGGUCUAGUAACUGCCAUGUUAACCGCUCCUAACAAAAAUAACCGUCCGUUGUUUGCAGCUAAAGAUAUCAAACCCUUUUAUCUCGAGCACUCCUCUAGAAUUUUUCCUCAAACGAAUGGCUUACUGGGAUUGGUCGGAAAACUAUCGAAAUUUAUAGUCGGACCAAAGUACGAUGGAGAGUACCUUCACGAAGUUAUUAGGGAAAAACUAGGCGAGACUCGACUGGAUGAGACAUUAACUAAUGUUGUCAUUCCAACAUUUAACAUCGAAAAUUUGCAACCAAUUGUUUUCUCCACAUAUCAGGCCAUGAGGACGCCAUCGUUGGAUGCUCGACUCUCAGAUAUAUGCAUUGGCACAUCUGCAGCUCCAACUUAUCUUCCUGCAUAUUUUUUCAAGAACCAAUAUAAACAAGGCAAUGAACAAGAGUUCAACCUCGUAGACGGUGGUGUUGCUGCCAAUAAUCCGGCAUUAGUUGCCAUCAACCAAAUUACGAAACAGAUUUUGGAUGGAAACCCAGAUUUCUUCCCAAUUAAGCCUAUGGAUUAUGGACGCUUUUUAGUCAUCUCAGUGGGCACAGGCUCGUCAAAGGCACAGAAGAAAUAUAGUGCUCAAAAGGCAGCCAAAUGGGGAGUUUUCGGAUGGUUGUUGAAUGGAGGUUCCACUCCAAUAGUAGAUGUUUUCACUCAAGCCAGUGCUGAUAUGGUGGAUAUGCAUAUUUCCGUUGUUUUCCAAGCAUUUCAUUCUCAAGAAAACUACCUUAGAAUUCAAGAGGACACUUUAAAUGGGAUUGCCGCCUCAGUUGAUGUUGCAACAAAGGAAAACCUGAACCGGCUGGUUGAAAUUGGCCAAAGUUUAUUGAAGAAACCAGUUUCAAGGGUAAACUUAGAUUCGGGUCUAUGUGAGCCAAUUGAAAACGGUGGAACAAAUGAGGAUGCCUUGAAAAAGUUUGCAAAAUUGCUUUCAGAAGAAAAAAGGUUUAGGGAAUCAAAGUGA
This is a messenger RNA of Fraxinus pennsylvanica, 1197 nucleotides long. The record is from the annotation of a GenBank genome assembly. NCBI's taxonomy places the organism in Eukaryota, Viridiplantae, Streptophyta, Magnoliopsida, Lamiales, Oleaceae.